ACUAUGUUCUGGUAUGCCGUCAUCACUGCUGUCGUACUGCUAGGCUACGGAACGACAAAUGCUCUCAAGGUGGCUUUAUUCCCAUCAACUGGCUGCUAUAGCCAUGAUGUUAUGAUGCGAGAAGUUGGUGAGGCAUUAGGUCCGACUGCAAAUGUCACAUGGAUUCAAACGUUUAUCUUCGAUUUUGGUUUCGGUGAGAUUGACCUGCCAUCGAAGUGGACUCGUAUCAGCUUAUGGGGCCACGACAAUGAAAGUAAGUCUGGCCUUCUGUCUAAAGCAAUGCGGUUAUUAUGGUAUCAGUUUCCUUUGCAGGUUUUCUUGAAUGAAAGUCAUCCAUAUAACCCAUCAAUAUCAACUCGAUUUGGAGUAGGUCCGAAUCCACCAGGCCUUCUAUCUCUUGUAGGGAGGGUGGCUGGAUGUGAAAUUCCUUCUGGAUGA
This is a messenger RNA of Haemonchus placei, 438 nucleotides long. The record is from the annotation of a GenBank genome assembly. Lineage: Eukaryota; Metazoa; Nematoda; Chromadorea; Rhabditida; Trichostrongylidae.